Molecule: messenger RNA, 2572 nt
Organism: Rhopilema esculentum
Lineage: Eukaryota; Metazoa; Cnidaria; Scyphozoa; Rhizostomeae; Rhizostomatidae
Source: RefSeq, a predicted model, not a curated record
GCCUCUCUUAUACGAGGCAGCAAACCGCGCCAUUUUGCACCAUCUUAUUCGGCCUAGGGAAACGUGAUUCUUGUUCCACUAGAAUAUUUCACGAAAUAUUAACACAAUGGGCGACGCAAUAGAAUAUAAUGAUGUCUAUAUGGUGUUAAGAGGGGCUUUGAAUGGUGGAAGAUUGAAACUUCACAAACAAGGUAUUGUCUUCAAGUCACAAAAAACAGGCAAGGUAGAGCAAAUAACAGCAGCAGACAUUGAAAAUGCUAAUUGGUUAAGAGUUGCAAGAGGCUUUGGUGUGAAGCUGGUGUUAAAAGAUGGUACACACUAUAGAUUUGAUGGAUUCAAGGAAGGAGAUUUUGAUAAACUAUCUAAUUUUGUGAAGAAAAACUUUGAAACAGAACUAGGAGAAUUAGAGCUCUCAGUAAAGGGAUGGAAUUGGGGAGUUGCAAAAUUUAAUGGUGCUCUGAUGACAUUUGAAGUAGAUAAAAAGCCAGCAUUUGAAAUUCCUUUGAAAGAUGUCUCACAAGCUACUUCAGGAAAAAAUGAGGUGACAGUUGAAUUCCACCAAAACGAUGACGCUCAGGUUUCUUUAAUGGAGAUGAGGUUCUUUGUUCCAAACUCUGGAGAUGGCGAUGAUCAAGUGAAGAAUUUCCAGGAGCAAGUUAUGUCAAAAGCUGAUGUCAUUCAAGCAACAGGAGAUGCUAUUGUUUCAUUUGAAGAAAUCGCAUGCCUCACACCAAGGGGAAGAUACAGCAUCAAAGUUUACCCAACUUUCCUUCAGCUUCACGGAAAAACCUACGAUUACAAAAUACCUCAUACGACUUGCCUGCGUCUGUUUUUGCUUCCCCACAAAGACCAAAGAUUCAUGUUUUUCGUUAUCAGCAUGGAUCCCCCAAUUAGGCAAGGACAAACAAGAUACCCCUUCUUAAUCUUGCAAUUUGAACGUGAUCAAGAAACCAGUGUGAAUCUGAACCUAAGCGACAAAGAUAUCGAAGAAAAAUAUAGUGGGAAACUGCGAAAAGAAAUGUCUGGACCUUUAUUCGAAGUUGUCAGUCGUGUUCUCAAGGAGAUUAUUGGUCGAAAAAUUACCGUCCCAGGAACUUUCAAAGGCCACUCUGGCACAAGCUCUAUCAACUGCUCGCAUAAAGCGGGCAACGGUCUUCUUUAUCCUCUGGAACGAGGAUUCAUAUUCGUCCACAAACCACCAGUUCAUAUUCGAUUUGAUGAGAUUUUAUGUGUGAAUUUUGCAAGAGGAAGUACGACAGGCAGAACUUUCGAUUUCGAUGUUGACCUAAAGAAUGGUACUUCCGUGUCAUUUAGCAACUUGGAAAGGCAAGAUUAUGGUCAUCUCUACGAUUUUGUGACGUCAAAGAAUCUAAGAAUACGCAACAAGGGAGGAAAGUCUGGAGGUGCGACUGUAAUGGACGACUUAAUGGUUUCGGAUGAAGAGUCACCCGACUUCUAUUUGGAGAAAGUCAAAGCCGAAGCCGCAGAAGACGAUGACGAUUACGAGAGGGAUGAUGACGAGGAAUCAGAUGAAGAUUUUAACCCGGAUAUGGCGGAGGAAGAUGUGAAAGAAGAAUUCGAUUCUGCUGCCAGCUCUUCUGAAUCGGAAGGAUCAGACGACGAAGAAAAACCAAAGAAGAAAAAGAAAGAAGUGAAGAGAAAGCCGGAGAAAAGGGAAAAAGAACCUGCAGCAAAGAAGCCAAGAAAGGAAACAAAGUCUGGGAAGAAGAAGAAGGAUCCAAACGCCCCGAAGAAGCCAAUGUCUGGCUACAUGAUCUGGUUAAACGAAAAUCGAGAGAAUAUCAAAAAAGAAUAUCCUGGAAUCUCUAUCACCGAUCUUUCAAAGAAGGCAGGAGAGAAGUGGAAAGAGCUUGGCGAUAAAACAGAAUGGGAUGAAAAAGCUAAGAAGGCGAAAGAAAAGUACCAAAAGGAUUUGGCCGCUUACAACGCUCAGAAAAAAGAAGACGGUGGAACACCAAAAAAAUCAAAAACAAUUUCUGAUUCUUUUUCGAAAAAGUCGCCGAAGCCACAAAAGCAGUCAACGUCGUCUCCAUCUAAGUUUAAAAGUAAAGAGUUUAUCGAAUCAUCGGAAGAUGACUCAUCUGAUGACGAGGGCUCCAAGAAGAAGAAAACUCCGUCCAAGUCAAAGGAAGAUGAUUCUGAAGACGAGGAGUCCGAGGCAGAGAUGACUGAUGACGAGUCCGAAGGUUCAGACUCCGACUAGAUUCAUGCUGCUCACGAACCUAUGUCAUAUCCAGCUGCAUAGCCGCUGUAUACAUCUAGUAAGGUACUUUGUAUUGUACACGACGUAGUAAAUCCGUUCAGUUAGGAAUAUUCCACUGAUGGAUGUUGAUAAAAUGCUUGUGAUGCACGGGCCUGUUGAAUGAACUCAGUUGGACGCGUUUAUCAAAACAUCGUACGAGCUGCAUCACUAAAAACUAUGAAGACUUGCUUUUGUUUGUAAAUUAUGUUCGUAAAACCCACUAGCAGUUUCCUAUUCUGUUUCUCUAAUUGUUAACUGUUUUGUUACUGUAUGCCUUCACUGGCAAUGAUAUCUGUGAACAUGUUUGAA